Cherax quadricarinatus is the source of this 1920-nucleotide messenger RNA. The record is from RefSeq and is a predicted model, not a curated record. NCBI's taxonomy places the organism in Eukaryota, Metazoa, Arthropoda, Malacostraca, Decapoda, Parastacidae.
AUACUACUGUAUAGAAAGCCGCUUGUUAUGCUGAGCAUUUCUGGCAAAUAAGGUCAGUUUUGUCCCAGGAUGCGACCGACAAUAAUCGACUAACACCCAGGUACCCAUUUUACUGAUGGGGAACAUAGACAACCGGUGUAAAGAAAAACCCAAUGUUUCUACCCUCGCUGGAAAUCGAACCCGGACCCUUGCCGUGUGAAGCGAGAGCUUUAGCCACCAGGCUAUGGGCACUAAGCUGGUGGAAUAAACUUUAUGAAAAGUAUUUUCUGUCUUUGUGAUUGUGACAAUGGCAACAGCAACUGUGAAGGGAGAUGUAGAUGUUGCAGACUAUUUUCCAGAUGUCGGUGAAGACCUCAGCAUAGUCACAUGGGGUCAUGCUAUCAACUCCCAAGAGGAUUUGAAAAAAUACAUUGCAGACCCAUCCAUCAUGAUGCUGGAAGCAGAUGUGUCAGCUGGUCACCUGACUGAUCAGGGGCCUGAUGACCCGCUGAUUCCUAUCAUGGCACAUCCUCCCCACCAAGUUUCUGACCUAUCUUUGGAGAUGUGGAUUGACCAAGUAAUUGAAGCAAACAAGGUAGGAAAGAAGAAGGGAGCCAAGUUAGAUUUCAAAGAUCUGAGUAUUGUACAACAGAGCCUUGAGCUGCUGAAAAGUUACACAGGCCAGAUAAAUUUUCCACUGUGGUUAAAUGCAGACAUAUUAAAGGGCCCAGUGUUGAGUGGCAGUAUAGAGCCCAUAGAUGCUGAUAAGUUCCUCGCUUGGUGUUCAGAGUCCUUCCCUCAGGCAACACUUUCAGUUGGAUGGACAACAAAAUUCACCUCUUCCGAUGAUGAUAAAGGAACAUAUACAAAGAAAAUGGUUGAGGAGAUGUCAGACACACUUGAAAAAAACACCAUCACUCAACCUAUCACAUUCCCAAUUCGAGCUGCUUUUAUUGGACGGUCAUUGGAGUCACUUGAAUGGUUGGUGGAUGCUAUUCCUGAUAGCACCAUUACUGUGUGGAGUUCUGCAUCAGAUGACAUUGAUGUCCAAGCCCUUAUUGCCCUCCGUGAUAAUGUUGGCCAUGAUGUAGUCUACUUUGACCUUCCAGAAAAACAACAAAAAGCUUUUGAUGAAGCCAAAGUAAAAAGCCUCACUAGUGCUGCAGCAAAGUUCAAUUUUUUUCCUCAGAAUAUUAAUGCCUGGGCUACUGCAGGUGUUGCCCUAGCAUCUGCUUUAGCUGCUCUGUAUUUGUAUGAAUAACAAGAGUUGUCUAUCUUGUUGGCUAUUCCAGUUUAUUAAUGAUUAAUGAGUGCUGCCUUCAAGCUACAUUAAUUGAAGCAGGUAUUUAAUGUGCCUUACUACUAUGACAUAAACUACAAUUACAACUUUUGAGUGAAAGAUAAAACUACAGGAGGGCACCCUUCUUACGGCUUAAAGGUUCAUGGCCCAAAACGGUAAGUGAAAAUUGCUGGCAGGUGUGUAAAGCACCUGAUAGCAUGUUAACACUAUCAAAUAUUAGGUGUUCAAUACAGCUAGGCAUAAAAAAAAAGAUAAAUACACUAUACAUACCUAAAAUACAACAUCAGUCGUCCUUCCUUAUGCAACUCUUGUACAAAAAUGGCAGUAAGUGGAAACACAGUAAAAGCACUGAACAUAAUGAAAAAUGACUUACAGUAAUUGAAAACUGCCAAAAUAGUGAGACUGAAAAGGAGCUGAAAAUACAGUGCCCUCCUGUAUAUAUCAUUCCUAAAUACUUUUAUACAGUAGGACUUUGUUUAUCCAAAACCAUUGAUACCAAGGGCGUUCUUGUUAAGAGGGGAGGUGUGUGAUGAGUAAAGGCAUAUAAAAAAAUUGAAAAAUGAGUUAAGCCUGCCAAAAAAAAAAAAAAAAGUUCAAGAAUCUGGCAAUAUUUUGGCGUGUGUCAGCUCUGUACAAUAAUU